Scaptodrosophila lebanonensis is the source of this 792-nucleotide messenger RNA. Its product is annotated as zinc finger HIT domain-containing protein 3. Gene Ontology annotation, cellular component: nucleus; pre-snoRNP complex. The transcript is spliced from 3 exons. Gene Ontology annotation, biological process: maturation of LSU-rRNA from tricistronic rRNA transcript (SSU-rRNA, 5.8S rRNA, LSU-rRNA); box C/D snoRNP assembly; snoRNA localization. Gene Ontology annotation, molecular function: protein binding. The record is from RefSeq and is a predicted model, not a curated record. Lineage: Eukaryota; Metazoa; Arthropoda; Insecta; Diptera; Drosophilidae. Bases 72 to 530 code for a protein of 152 amino acids.
AUCGUCGCAAAAUUGUCAGCGACGCCGCCGUCAAAAAAAACGACGGCCUAGAAAUUUAAUCAGCUGUUAAUAUGGCGGCAACGUGCAUAACUUGCGAGCAAAUAACGAGGAAAUAUAAAUGCAGCAAAUGUGAGGCGCCCUACUGCUCACUAGCUUGCUACAAAAGCCACAAGGGCACAGAGGAAUGUGCUCAGCUCCUGGCCGCUCAUGACGAUGCAACAAAAUUCCAAAAACUAACAAAAACAUCAGUUGAUGAGGAAGAACCCACGCUACAUGCUCCAUUCCCUACAGAGGACACCGUUUCGCCUGCGAUGCUACAGCAGCUAGCCUCAUCAGAGCCACUUCGCCAGCUUCUGUACAAUCCCCAUCUACGCAAUUUGCUGCAACAAAUCGAUGUGGCCCUCAACGCACAAAAUGCCAUGGCGGCCGCCAUGCAGGAGCCGUUAUUUGUCGAAUUCGCCAAUGCUUGCUUGCAAGUGGUCGAGCCCAUGAGCGAGGCGGAACUUGCUGAGCUAGAACGGUGCAGUUGAGAUCCGGAAUAUAUUCCCAAUGAUGACAUACUUAGAUAUAUUUAUAUACACGUAAUCUAGGACCAGUCUAUAAUAUAGUCAAACAAAUCGGACGGCAAGCUUACAUUGCUCAACUUGAACGCAAGUGCAUGAUAGCGUCGACGAAGCAAAAUUGCAGCUUCCUUGGGCUGACGAUUGCGCGUAAAGACUCCUUUCUUGUUGCCGCCAACACGAUGAUAUUCUGCAAGACCCAAUUAAAAUAGACAAUGAGAUCCAUCAAAUA